AUGGCCACAUGGAAACCACUGCUUCUAGCAGUUCUUGUUGGUCUUUCAGCGGCUACACCAACACAGAAUCAGUUACCGAACCGUAAGCAAGCCGCCAUUCACGUAGGGCAUCUCAUUGACCAAGUGAGUGCUAGGCUCAAGCUGCAAUCUACACCAAAGCCAAAACACUCGUCUGGUCACAGCCAAGAGGUGGCCAGCAACUUGGAGCAGGUGUCUAUCUCACACCCAACCUCGGAGGGUGACUACACAGCCAGAAAAAAAAAUCGCUAA
This is a messenger RNA of Penicillium taxi, 270 nucleotides long. RefSeq lists its product as uncharacterized. The coding region runs from base 1 to 270 and encodes 89 amino acids. NCBI's taxonomy places the organism in Eukaryota, Fungi, Ascomycota, Eurotiomycetes, Eurotiales, Aspergillaceae. The transcript is spliced from 2 exons. The record is from RefSeq and is a predicted model, not a curated record.